Messenger RNA from Cuscuta epithymum, 1514 nucleotides. The record is from the annotation of a GenBank genome assembly. NCBI's taxonomy places the organism in Eukaryota, Viridiplantae, Streptophyta, Magnoliopsida, Solanales, Convolvulaceae.
UACGGGAGGAAAAGUAAUCUGAUCCAGUAGCCCAUAAGCGACUACAAGAAUCGGCGGGAUGAAUUCAUCGUCGACUUCUGUAGGAGGUUUGUAGCAUAGAGAAAAACCCUUGGAAUCGAUCGUCACCUCCGGUUCCUGUCGUAAGUUUGUACGGAGUAUAUUUUUUAGCAGAAACAAUGGUUCAUGCUUAUAGGAUCAACGGGCAGAAGAGGAAAAAGAAAGAGGAGAAAUAUGACAAGGAAGAAAUAGUUGACCCGUGUUUGGAAGAUGAAGCAACGGAAGCCAUGAAAAAGGCCAAAACUGAGGUUACUGCGGAGGACAAAGAGGAAGCAGAAAAUGUGGUUAAUUUACUACCUGGUAUACCAGUUGUUUCAACUGAACAGAGCAACAAACCUUCUGUCAUUUUUAUCCUAGAGAGGGCUUCAUUGGAGAUUGCCAAAAUCGGAAAGACAUACCAACUUCUCAACUCGGAUGAGCAUGCUGGCUUUCUAAAGAGAAAUAACCUAAACCCAGCUGAGUAUCGACCAGACAUUGCUCAUCAGGCAAUGCUUAUGAUUUUAGACAGCCGGUUAAAUAAGGCUGGGAGAUUGAAAGCUUUGUAUGUGAAGACAGAAAAAGGUGUCCUUUUUGAAGUCAAACCUCAUGUUCGUAUCCCUAGGACUUUUAAGCGAUUUUCUGGUAUCAUGUUGCAGUUGCUUCAAAAGCUUAAUAUAACGGCUGUUGGGAAGAGAGAAAAACUACUCCGUGUAAUAAAGAAUCCUGUUACACAGUAUCUACCCAUAGAUUCUCGUAAAAUUGGCUUUUCACACAGUUCUGAGAAGUUGGUUGACAUUCAGAACUAUGUUGACAAUGUUGGCAGUGAUACAAACCUUGUCUUUGUGCUUGGUGCAAUGUCCCAUGGCAAAAUUGGUAACGAUUACGUUGAAGAUUAUGUUUCAGUUUCAGAUUAUCCGCUUAGUGCUGCAUACUGUAUAUCUAUGAUAGCCAAUGCUGUGGAGCGCAAAUGGAAGAUACUAUAGAUUCAAAAUUUUCACUUCUUGGUAGUUCAAUCAUAUGACAACAGUGGUAAGCUAGCCCCCCUAUUGAUGCCUGCCUGAGCCAAUGAUGCCGCAAUUUUGACUUUUAAGCUUGUUAGAGUUUAAAUAUUUUUGAAAUUUAUUGUUGUCUGAGCUCGUUGAGUUUGUUGAAGCCCCAUGUGUACCAAACAUUUUGUGAUCUUUACUCUCGAGUUGAUCCAUCAGUGGGUGAGCGUAGUACAUCUAAAAACAGAUGUGCCGGUGAAGGGAAUGUAAAGGACUAAAGGAGUGUAUGUUCCAGUUAGUUGCAUGUGAACAUUUUGCAUUUUCUAGCGAGUUGGUCCGUUUUGGCCUUUAGCUCCACUCUGAAUCUCUAACCAACGAUUCAGAUCCUUAGUUUAUCACAUAAACACUAUUAUGAAUUAUGAACUUGAGAUGUGUUGUUGAUGAACAAUUCCAUUUGUUUUUGACUUGUUGGAUCCCAAUUUCCCAUACCAA